ACUACACGCAAUUUAAUCCCUUUGGCUAGAGUUGCUGACACGGGAUAACCUUUUAAAAAGCUCUCUGCUUGUCUGUGUGGCCUAGGAGUGCCACGGCUUCUUUAUCUGACCCCGGGACCUACUGUGUGGGACACGGUACAGGAUUUAUAGCUGCAGUUUUACCCUGACGCUGCUGUGGGACUACAACCAAAGGUUUCAAAUGGACUGAGAAGGAACAUUAAAGACGGGGACGAGAAGUAAAUAAUUGCAAUAACUAUCCUGGCUCACACAAACGUGGACACAUCAUGGAUGAAAGUGAACGUGAAUUAUUUGUGGUGGUGCAGGAAUUGUGGGACAGUGAUGUUAAUCGACUGCAGCCUGGGAAAGAUUACCGGAUUUCUCUGCAGGGAAAAGCCAGGGGUGUGAUGACCACCAAUGAUGACAACGAUACAGCUGGUUUACCAUUAUUCACAUAUGUGGAUGAAGACAUUUUCAAAAAAGAAACAUUUUUGGCCUUUAUAUCCCUUCUAGAUAAUUAUGAGAGUGAUGCUGGAGAGCCUGAGGUCGUGACCCCAGAGGAGAUAGUCGAAAAUCACAAGUUCCUGGAUUCUGUUAUGGAGACGGCACCCAUGAAGAUAACUCACAAGUACCUUGUAGAGAAACAGCUCUCUCCUAAGGACACUGAGGAAUUUAAGCAACAGCUUUAUGGUAUCUGGUUUGAGCUGUAUGCCCGAAGGGGGUCAAGCAGACCAGACUCCUCGGGAUUUGAGCAUGUGUUUGUCGGGGAGACGCGAGGAGGCCGCACAGUAAUUGGGUUUCACAACUGGAUCCAGCUGUAUUUACAAGAGAAGUUGGGACAUAUUGACUACAAGGGAUACAGCUCAGAUUCAAAUUCACCCCAGCCAGAUGAGAACAAACAUAUCUUGGCCCUACAGUUUAGCUGGAAGAAUGGGAUCAAACCCAAAGGCAGUAUCUUCAUUGGAGUCAGUCCUGAAUUUGAGUUUGCCCUCUACACCCUGUGUUUUCUGACAUCGCCCAAUGAGCGGGUCAAGGUAUCCUUCAGCCUCUAUGAAGUGGAGAUUGUCUGUCAUCAUUACAACCAAAAACAUAUAGGAACUACAUAUCCUGUCCUCAUAAAAUAUCGAUCCAGCUAA
Molecule: messenger RNA, 1133 nt
Organism: Scleropages formosus (Asian bonytongue)
Lineage: Eukaryota; Metazoa; Chordata; Actinopteri; Osteoglossiformes; Osteoglossidae
Gene: endou2
Product: endonuclease, polyU-specific 2
Exons: 7
Coding region: 285-1133 (282 amino acids)
Molecular function (GO): RNA endonuclease activity
Source: RefSeq, a predicted model, not a curated record